Molecule: messenger RNA, 834 nt
Organism: Colletotrichum truncatum
Lineage: Eukaryota; Fungi; Ascomycota; Sordariomycetes; Glomerellales; Glomerellaceae
Product: dipeptidyl-peptidase III
Cellular component (GO): nucleus
Molecular function (GO): RNA binding
Source: RefSeq, a predicted model, not a curated record
AUGCGGCCAUUUGCUUACUUGAUAUCAGAUGUAGGCGCUGACGAGACUAUCGCUAUGGACCUUCGCGGUACCAAAUUUGUCCUUUCAAGGGAUGAGCUUCUGACCCUGCCCGAAUUCGUUCUUCUAUCCCUUUUCCCCAACGGGCUCUUUCCCGAGGGACAUAUGGGCGGGUUUGCUGAAGGCGAUGCGGUACAGGUUGAUUAUGACCCGGCGUCCCUACAAUAUAUGCUCGACUUCUUUCGUACAGUCGCCCAGUCGAUACCAGUUGAGGUAUCUCCAAGCGCUUCGCAGGAAGAGGAUACCUCAACUGUCGAUGCUAUGGGCUCAAGAGACGAUUCGUCUAAGCGAGCGGGCAUCAUUGUUCUGCGAGAGGACCUGGACUUUUAUGUCAUUCCGCCGCGAGCAGACAUCACGCAGCCAGAGAUGAUGGAAGUCAAGCGAGCAGCGGGGAAAGCGCUGCUUCAGCAAGGUGGCAUCUUCUCCGGCCUCAAGCGGAGUGACGAGCCGGGCACUACGGAGGCUCAUCUCAUUGAGAUGUUAACAGCAGGCGGGUUCAAUCAUGACGAUAUUUGGGGCCACCGGGCAGGAGAGCCUAAUAAGGCGGUCAUCUGCAGUCUUGCUCUGGCAAGGUUGCGCAGCGAUAUAAGGGGUCACGAAAUGGGCAGCAAUGCUGUAGGUAUGGCGCAGAAACUGCUCCUUUUUUGGCGGAAGCCCGCUCGGCGCUGCUGGUGGGAAGGUGUUGAGCUUGAUCAAGUAGACGGUGUGCAGGGGAAGCUCAAGGUCUGGAUUAGGCGCGUUUGGACGCUGGAGAUGAGCGUUAUCGGCCUGCGUUGA